Messenger RNA from Anoplophora glabripennis (Asian longhorned beetle), 1972 nucleotides. RefSeq lists its product as uncharacterized. Gene Ontology annotation, cellular component: membrane. The transcript is spliced from 4 exons. The coding region runs from base 261 to 1784 and encodes 507 amino acids. The record is from RefSeq and is a predicted model, not a curated record. Gene Ontology annotation, biological process: transmembrane transport. NCBI's taxonomy places the organism in Eukaryota, Metazoa, Arthropoda, Insecta, Coleoptera, Cerambycidae. Gene Ontology annotation, molecular function: transmembrane transporter activity.
UUUAUGUGGAUAGUAGACAAAUUCCUAUGUGCAAUGUGGAAAUUUUUUUUUGUUUUUUAACAGUAAAUAUCAUCACUGAUGGUGAUGGCAUAAUUGUCAUACUUGAAUCUUACCUAUUUUUGUAAAGGCCAUCUUCUUAGAAACAGGUUUUGUGUGUUAUGAAAAAUAUCUUCAUUAGAAUUCCAUUGACCAGGAUGUAGAAUUUAAAAGUUAAAUGUGUGCACGUUUUCAGUGACAGUGAUACAAAAUUAAUAUUGAAAAUGACUUCAACUGCAGAUUUAGUGGCGGAUUCUACCCCGGAUUUAACAAAAAAGGAAGCUGAUAAGCCUUUUUUGAAAUUGAGUUGGAGGGAAAAAGUUUCUUACAUCCGGGAAGUUAUCACUGUGGAACCUCUUAUAACUGCAUACAUACUGGCUUCUUACCUCUGUGUACCAGCAAUGAAAAAUUUGGAGUUUGAAAAAGCCUGCAGAGUAAAUUUGGGUUUCAACGACUCGGUUUGCAACAAUAUUCUAGCUGGCACUCACGAGAACUUCACAGAUCACAACGAUCAAGUAUUGGUCACAAUUAGCAACAUGUACACUUGGAAGACUCCAGUGGAAACUGUUAUGCCCUUAAUAUUAAUAUUGUUUUUAGGGUCUUUUAGUGACCGUCACAAAUUGAGAAAACCGUUUUUGUUAUUACCGAUUGUUGGGGAGUUCUUUGCGGUAAUAGCAUGUAUUUUGUGUGUUAUAUUCAUGGAUACAUGGCCGCUAGAAGCCCAAGGAGUUUCGCAAACUAUAAUUCCAUCAAUCUUAGGAGGACCGGCAAUGAUUACAAUGGCGGCUUUUGCUUACAUUGCAGACGUCAGCACGGUUGAGAUGCGUACACUUAGAAUGGGUGUUGUACAAAUAACCCUCAACAUUUUCUCUCCGAUCAUACAACUUAUUAGUGGAGUACUGUUUAACAAAAUUGGAUAUUACGGGAUACUCCUGAUAGCAGCUGCAUUUUAUUUGUUUGCACUCACGUACGGAAUUUAUUGUAUCAAGGAACCGAAACAACCAGUGAAAGAGUCAACAGCUAAUCUUUUGUGCGACAUUUUCGAUCCAAAGAAUGCGGUUGAUACAUUUAGCUUGAUAUGCAAGAAGGCUGCUGAUAAUAACCGGGUCUACAUUCUUUUAGUGCUUGUGACAAUUUUUGUGUACAACGGGGUGGCGAAUGGUGAAUUGAACCUAUUUUUCUUGUACGCACAAAGGCAAGUGCAUUGGACUGUGGUGGAAUUUAGUUAUCUUGUAUCUGUUAAUACGAUAGUGCAUUUAAUUGGUACGGUGGUUGCUAUUCCUCUAUUUACAAAAAUAAUGAAUCUAAGCGAUCCAAUUAUCAUUGUGAUCACAUUCGCAGAUAAGAUUUUAUGCAAUUUUAUAUUUGCAAUGGCUAAUACAGGCACCUUAAUGUAUGUAGCCGUCAUUGUAAGUUUAAUAACAGGAGUCUCAGGAGUGGCAAUACGGUCUCUGGGUACGAAAGUUGUUUCUAUAAAUGACUUGGGAAAAGCUCAGUCGUUAUUAAGCAUUUUUGAAGCUGUAGCUCCCGCAAUCGCUACACCUGUUUAUAACCAAGUCAUAUACAAUAAAACAUUUAAUGUCUACCCACCAGCUUUUUUUGUGUUUGGAAUUAUACUCUAUGUAAUAUGCUGUAUCUUGGUGAUGUGGAUGUGGAUUGGUCAGAAACGAAAGAACAAAAAAAUUGCAGAAAGUACAAAGGACAAAUCGAUACCUAUGGAAAGUUAUACACAGACAACACAUAUUUGAAGAGUUCGUUAAAUUUGUUGUUAUUUUUAUUGUUUUUUUAAAUUUAUUUAGUUUUUGAUGUGCACAAAAUAAAAAACACAAUUUUGUUAACUGAUCAAUUUGCUGUGCUGCUAGAAUGUUACUGGGUCGAUGUAACCUAUAGAAAGCACUUUAUACAGUGUGUAAUAAUAUAAAAUGUUUAAAAUAAA